AUGGCUACAUCGAGUCUAGCAGAGUGGAGGAAAGGCGCACAUAUCAUACAGAACACAACAGAGAAUUGCAGUGUAGAAAUUGGAUUUACUGGUGGUAUUCAAUACACCGAUUACGAUGUGGAGACCAUGCAACUAGCAGCACCAUGGUAUCUGUACUACAUAGCAAGUGAAGUCUCCAUACCGGAGACUGCAGGGCGACUUCUCGCACAGAUGCAUCCGGGUAAUGUAAGUAUUGGCUGUAUGGUGGGACGACGGCCGCCCAGUGCCUUUUACUAUGGCAUCUGCUUCUAUCGUGGGCAUUGUAAUGACUGGACUGAUGAGAGAAAGCUGCCCGAAUCAUCUGCUAACUUGACGCUCUUCCCACCGACGAAAACAUGGGGACCAAGAGAUAAAUUCCUUGGCUCAAGCUUGGUGAUGGGGGCGAAAUUGCGUACAAGCUCUUAG
This is a messenger RNA of Cylicocyclus nassatus, 444 nucleotides long. NCBI's taxonomy places the organism in Eukaryota, Metazoa, Nematoda, Chromadorea, Rhabditida, Strongylidae. The record is from the annotation of a GenBank genome assembly.